AUGACAAAAUCCUUGCCAGUCUUUAAUGAACGAAAUGUCGAACCGUUGCCAUCAUCACAUGAAAGAACAUUGGUUGAAUUAGUACAAAAGAAGAUUCUGGAAAGUGUGAUCAAAAAGGUCAUCAAAUAUGUACAGCGUCCAAGUAAUGAAAUAUUUUAUGGAAUGUUAACUGUUCGCCAAGUUGUAUUAUUGUUCUUGUAUUAUAUUACAUAUGGUGACUCGUUCAUCAAAAUGGAAAUACAAUUUCAUAUCCCUCAUUCAAAUAUCAGUAGAGCAAUCACUAUCUUGCGUUCUAUCCUGUAUACCAAUAUCAAGAAUGAAAUUAAAUUUUUUCCUUUAGCAAUCAGAAAAAGAGCAAUCCGAAGAAGAACGAGAGCCAAAUGGCUUCACAAAUGUACUGUUGCACUUGACUCUAUUGACAUACCAAAAGCUGUAACAGAAAUCAUGAAACUCAAAAAUUUGAACAAGCGGAAAGAGAAAAAUACAGAGCGAGGUGAAUUGUGGAGGUCACAUAAAUUGAAAAAUCACCAUCAUGCCCUACGGUACCAUUUUGCGUGCGACUUCCUUUAUCGCAUUGGAUAUGUUUCCAAGUAUCGGCCUCCCACAGAGUACGAUGGUCAUGGAAUUAUUAGAGACAAAACUCGAUUUGAAAAUUCUUUGGAAGAGGGUGAUGUUGUGAUGGCAGAUGAUCAUUAUAGGACAGUCAAACGAAAAAUCAAAAAGGUUGGAUGGGUAUGUCCUAAGCGUGAAACUCAAAAGGACUGGAACCCUGAUACAGAUGUUAAGAAGAAUAAGCAACAAAGGGCUACAAGAAAGCUUGUGGAAACGGAACUUUCUCAAAUAGCGAACAACUUUCGUGUCCUAGCAAUACCAUGGAAAGGUAGUGUGAUACAUCACCAAAAGAUGGUGUGGAUCAUUGCAGCCAUCCACAACCUCAUUGUAGAUACACAAUACCCCAACUUGGUAGAAUAA
Messenger RNA from Naegleria lovaniensis, 972 nucleotides. RefSeq lists its product as uncharacterized. NCBI's taxonomy places the organism in Eukaryota, Heterolobosea, Eutetramitea, Acrasida, Naegleriidae. The coding region runs from base 1 to 972 and encodes 323 amino acids. The transcript has a single exon. The record is from RefSeq and is a predicted model, not a curated record.